AUGGGUUUCCCUGCUGGUAUUCUUACUGUUGAGCUCUACGAAGCCAAGGAGCUGAAGGGCGAAGAUUUGUUCGGUCAGAACGAUCCCUAUGUUGAGUUGUGGCUGGAUGAUGAUUAUAAGCAGCGCUCUACUGAAGUCUCGGGUAGCGAUAACCCGGUCUGGAACCAGACCUUUGACUUCAAGAUUGAAGAAGGUUCCCAUGACAAGAAGCUCCACUUGAAGGUCCUUGACAAGGAUUUACUAAGCGACGAUAAGAUUGGUGAUGCCAAGGUCGAUCUCAGAGAAGUGGUUGAAGACGGCCAGGUUUUUAACGAUUGGGUCGAAUUGCCCGCCAAGCUUGGUUUAACCAGCCAUGGUCAAGUUCACUUGAAGAUUACCUUCGCCCCCAACUAA
Molecule: messenger RNA, 393 nt
Organism: Zychaea mexicana
Lineage: Eukaryota; Fungi; Mucoromycota; Mucoromycetes; Mucorales; Lichtheimiaceae
Product: C2 domain-containing protein
Exons: 4
Coding region: 1-393 (130 amino acids)
Molecular function (GO): calcium ion binding
Source: RefSeq, a predicted model, not a curated record